Molecule: messenger RNA, 5026 nt
Organism: Cornus florida
Lineage: Eukaryota; Viridiplantae; Streptophyta; Magnoliopsida; Cornales; Cornaceae
Product: probable serine/threonine protein kinase IREH1
Exons: 18
Coding region: 291-4241 (1316 amino acids)
Biological process (GO): intracellular signal transduction; peptidyl-serine phosphorylation
Molecular function (GO): protein serine/threonine kinase activity; ATP binding
Source: RefSeq, a predicted model, not a curated record
UUAGACAAACGCGUUUCAACUGCAGUCACGUUGUGUUCCCUGGUGCUUCAAUUCAACUCCCAUUUUCUCUGUCUCUCUGUGUAGUCUCCUCUAUCCAUCUGGAAGUUCAAACUUUUGGACAGCUUUGUUUUCCUCUUACUUGCUCUCUCUACAUUUUGGGCAUGGUAUUCUCUAUUACCACUCUAUAUUAGCGAGUCUUUCUAAGUCUUUUUUGUGGUCAUGUUGUAGUUGGGCAGCCCUGCAUCUAUGUUGGGGCUGCGAACUGUUUUGAAACCCUAGCAAUCAAGGAAAUGGUGUUCAAGGGUAGGUUCUUCUCUUCCAAGAAAUCCGAUACUUCAAGCCCUGACGGAUCCAACAGUCCUCGAUCCUUCGGUUCCAAUUCGCCAAUCAGAUCUGAGAAGAAGAAGGUCAAAUCCGCCAAAGACGAUCAACCGAUCGGCGGUGGUGGCAGUGCCAGUGGAAGUGGCUUCAGUGCUCCGUGUCGUCAAACGCAAGUCAAAGAUGGCCUCAAGCAGCAACAACAAUCACAAUCACUGUCACAACAACAGCAGAAGAAAAAGGAUUUGAAGGGCAAAGAGACUCAAAGUCAAAUUGCGGCGAAGCCGAGCUCGGUGGCGGCGAUUUCGAAGACAAGAAAAGCAGCCUCGGAUGUGAGGGAAGUGCCGUCUUCGGUGUCACCCAUUCUGGCGUCGUCGCUGGGCUUGAAUCGGAUCAAAACAAGAUCGGGGCCGCUGCCCCAGGAGAGCUUCUUCGGGUUUCGGGGAGAUAAGGGGUCUGCUCUUGGUGCUAGUAAUCUUUCGAAGCCCGGUGGUGAUGGGUGUUCUUCUUCGGGUUCGGGGUCUGCGGCCGCAGGGAAAAAGAAGGAGAGUGUUCAUCAGAGAAGGAUGGGUUCUCAGGAAGCUGUUAACUUUGUGGGUUGGGUUGAUAAUGGAAGCAAUUCGGACAGUAUGUCGACUGAGAGUGGGCCGUCUAGAGACCAGAGUCCUCAUGUUCAGGCCCGGUCUAGGCUCCAGAAUGGUGAAUCCUUCUCUGAAGUUGGGCGAUACAAUUCAUCAUGUGGCCCUUCUGGUAGCUUAAGAAGUCCAGAUGUUUGUACUCCUGAGACUUCAUACGAUUGUGAAAACCCCAAGGAGUCUGAAUCUCCCCGCUUUCAAGCUAUCCUCCGUGUCACAAGUGCACCUAGAAAGAGGUUUCCCACUGAUAUAAAAAGUUUCUCCCAUGAAUUGAAUUCCAAGGGUGUACGGCCUUUCCCAUUUUGGAAGCCUCGAGGCUUAAAUAACUUGGAGGAGGUUUUGGUCAUGAUACGGGCAAAAUUUGACAAAGCAAAAGAAGAAGUGGACUCUGAUCUGCAUAUUUUUGCAGCAGAUCUGGUUGGAAUUCUGGAAAAAAAUGCAGGCUCACAUCUUGAAUUGCAGGAAACACUUGAAGACUUGCUGGUUUUGGCUCGAAACUGUGCUAUGACAUCACCUGGAGAGUUUUGGCUUCAGUGUGAAGGCAUAGUUCAAGAAUUAGAUGAUAGGCGUCAGGAACUUCCAAUGGGUAUGCUGAAGCAGCUUCAUACUCGAAUGCUUUUUAUUCUCACAAGGUGUACAAGAUUGUUGCAAUUCCACAAGGAAAGUGGGUUGGCCGAGGAUGAACAUGUCCUUCACCUUCGUCAAUCAUUGCAUUCUGUGGAUAAGCGGAUUCCUCCUGGCAUGGGAAAGGAUGGCAAAAGUUCUAGUGCUGCAAAGGCCUCAAAAGCAACCUCAACAAGGAAAUCUUACAGUCAGGAGCAGCAUGGCUUGGAUUGGAAAAGAAGUUAUGCUGUGCCAUCUGGAAAUUUUCAAUCCCCACCUGCUGCUGAAACAACAAAAAACUUGGAUUCUCCUGGAGGAAGGGAUAGGAUGGCUUCUUGGAAGAAACUGCCAACUCCUGUCCGAAAAAGCCCAAAAGAAGCCGAUCCGGUGAAGGAGGAAGAGAAUGAUAGUAAGGUGAUAGCUUCUAAAAUGCAAAACAACCGAAGAGUCAUUUCUGAUAUUGAUAUGAGUAUCGCUAAGAUUCCUGAGCUUCCUCCUGCUAAAGAUUUUAAUGUACAUUCUUCAAAUCAUUCCAAGCACCAGCACAAAGUUUCUUGGGGUCACUGGGGAGAUCAGCCAAAUCUUUCUGAGGAAAGCUCAAUAAUUUGUCGCAUUUGUGAGGAGGAGGUUCCAACAUUGCAUGUGGAAGACCACUCAAGAAUUUGUACAAUUGCUGAUCGAUGUGAUGAGAAGGGUUUCACUGUCAAUGACCGACUAGUCAGAAUUGCCGAAACACUUGACAAAUUAAUUGCGUCCUUUUCAGAGAAGGAUUUUAAACAUGUAAUGGGAAGCCCAGAUAUUGCAAAAAAAUCAAACUCGAGUGUUACUGAAGAAUUUGAUGUUGUCUCUCCCAAACUCAGUGACUUGUCCCGUAGAGGCUCGGAGGACAUGCUGGACUGUUUCCCUGAAGCUGAUAAUUCUGUUUUCAUGGACGACCUUAAGGGUUUACCAUCCAUGUCAUGUAGAACUCGUUUUGGCCCAAAGUCUGAUCAAGGAAUGACAACGUCAUCUGCAGGUAGCAUGACUCCAAGGUCUCCGUUGCUGACUCCUAGGACAAGCCAGAUAGACUUACUGUUGGCAGGAAAGGGUGCUUACUCUGAACAUGAUGAUAUUCAACAGAUGAAUGAGCUUGCUGAUAUUGCUCGAUGUGUGGCAAAUACGCCUUUAGACGACGAUCGGUCACUACCAUAUUUGCUUACUUGUCUUGAAGACUUGAGGGUUGUCAUUGACCGUAGAAAAUUGGAUGCCCUUACAGUGGAGACAUUUGGAGCACGCAUAGAGAAGCUGAUUCGGGAGAAGUAUCUGCAGCUUUGUGAACUAGUUGAUGACGAAAAGGUUGACAUAACAAGUACAGUAAUUGACGAAGAUGCUCCUUUGGAAGAUGAUGUUGUUCGUAGUUUGAGAACCAGUCCUAUACAUUCUAAUAAGGAUCGUACCUCCAUAGAUGACUUUGAAAUCAUAAAACCAAUCAGUCGUGGGGCAUUUGGCCGGGUUUUCUUAGCAAAAAAGAGAACGACAGGGGAUCUUUUUGCAAUUAAGGUCCUCAAAAAGGCGGAUAUGAUCCGUAAGAAUGCUGUUGAGAGUAUUUUGGCAGAACGUGAUAUUUUAAUAACAGUUCGCAAUCCUUUUGUGGUUCGUUUUUUUUACUCAUUCACUUGUCGUGAGAAUUUGUAUCUUGUGAUGGAGUACUUGAAUGGAGGAGAUCUAUAUUCAUUGUUGAGAAAUCUAGGCUGCUUAGAUGAAGAUGUUGCUCGUGUCUAUAUAGCAGAAGUUGUGCUCGCUUUGGAAUAUUUACACUCACUCCGUGUGGUUCAUCGUGAUUUAAAGCCUGACAAUUUGUUGAUUGCACAUGAUGGUCAUAUUAAGUUGACAGAUUUUGGGCUCUCAAAGGUUGGACUCAUUAACAGCACUGAUGAUUUAUCUGGUCCAGCUGUUAGUGGGACAUCACUGAUGGGAGAAGAUGAACCUCAGCUAUCAUUAUCUGAGCAUCAGAGAGAAAGACGGAAGAAACGUUCUGCUGUUGGUACACCCGACUAUUUGGCACCCGAGAUUCUUUUAGGAACAGGACAUGGCACAACUGCGGAUUGGUGGUCUGUUGGUGUUAUUCUUUUUGAACUAAUUGUUGGCAUUCCACCUUUCAAUGCCGAGCAUCCUCAGACAAUAUUUGAUAAUAUUCUCAACCGAAAUAUACCGUGGCCCGGUGUGUCCGAAGAAAUGAGCCCUGAAGCACAAGAUCUGAUAGAUCGGUUAUUGACAGAAGAUCCUAAUCAGAGACUUGGAGCUAGAGGAGCAUCAGAGGUGAAGCAGCAUCCGUUUUUUAGAGAUAUUAACUGGGAUACACUUGCGAGGCAGAAGGCUGCAUUUGUUCCUGCCUCAGAAAGUGCCCUUGACACCAGUUACUUUACAAGUCGCUACUCAUGGAAUACUUCCGAUGAGCACUUCUAUGCACCCAGUGAAUUUGAGGAUUCCAGUGACAGUGGUAGCAUAAGUGGUAGCAGUAGUUGCCUAAGCAACCGUCAUGAUGAAGUGGGAGAUGAAUGUGGAGGUCUUACUGAGUUCGAGUCUGGUUCUUCUGUCAACUACUCCUUUAGUAAUUUCUCAUUUAAGAAUCUCUCCCAACUUGCAUCAAUCAAUUAUGAUUUGCUUACUAAAGGUUGGAAGGACGAUCCGCCUGCCAACCCAUAAUGCAUAGCCACCAAGCUUGCCGUCAAAAUGCAGGAUUGGAUUCCGAAAUCAUUUGGUGUUGUUUGUACACCCUGUAAAUAGAUAGAAGCAGCUUGAGAACAAAACUGGCCGGGGAUGUGCUCUUUUCUCAUACAGGCAACAGCUCCACACUAUAUGGGGUUCCAAAUUUUAUGAUUGUGUUGUUUAUUUUGGUUUGAGGACCUUAACGUAUCUUAAUUUACAUGCCGUAGUGUGGGUUUGCAGUCUUUGGCCUUUAGUUGUACACUGAGUUCUCCUUGGUCCUCAUAAAUGAGAACACAUCCCUUCAGAUUUCCAGGUUCUCAGCACUUGUUGAUUGCAUUGCAUGCCUUGUCCAAAGUGUAUUUGUGAAACGCCCCAUCAACUGUUGGUAGAUAAGUACCCCGAUUUCAGAAAUGAGAGGACAGUGGUAAUCGCAUCAGUUUGGGAAUCAAAGCAUUCUGAAAAUAACUAUGGCUCAAAUCCCAUCCCUACGAAAAAGCUUGAGAGAACCUGUCUGAAAAAUGGCAUCCCGUGCCUUGUACGGAGGGAGAAUGGGUGUGUUUGGCAAAGCUGACCAGAGGAGUUAUUUAUCGUUGAAAAUUUUGGUUUUUAGAGUUUAGGAUCUAAAUAAUAGGAUCUAAACAAGCAUUGUAAAUGAUUCAGGAAAAUAUGCCUGUCUCUCUCUCCUAAACCCGUUCAGCAAUUCUGGGAAUCCUCUUAAGUUGGCAUAACUUAAUUCGUGCAUAGAAAUGGACCCCUGAAUUUAUCUUUGAUCAUUUUACCAA